Molecule: messenger RNA, 737 nt
Organism: Lolium perenne
Lineage: Eukaryota; Viridiplantae; Streptophyta; Magnoliopsida; Poales; Poaceae
Source: RefSeq, a predicted model, not a curated record
CUCUUCUUUUCGUUCACAUACACUUUAUCCAUUGCCAUGGCUUCCACGUCUCGGACGCGGACCGGAAGGGGAAGGGGAAGGGGAAGGGGAAGUGGAUCAUCAUCAUUGCCACCACCACCGUCAACACUGCCAUUGAUCAUAGAGGAGUUCUUCAUCGUCGUCUAUGAAGACCCUUUGGUCAAGAAGGAACUCCCAAAAAAAUUUGCGGACUAUCUUGACGGCAAGGAGCCAGCUAAGGUGUAUCUGCGAGCAGCUGACUGCGGUCCUCGUCUCUGGACCGUGGAGGUCCUAUUUGACGGACAAGGCCGGAUGUACCUCGACAAGGGCUGGGAGAAAUUCGCCAUCGCGCACGGUGUGGAUUUCGGCUGGUUCGUACACUUCAAAUAUGAAGGCGAUGAUGUGCUCACAGUGAAGGUGUUCGACGGAACAAUGUGCAGGAGGUACUACUACUCAGACGACGAAGAUACUGACGAUGAAAGCGACGACGACGUGAAGCCAUGCAUCCAUCCCCUUUAGAUAAUUAAGGGGAUUAUGACCAAGAAUAUAUAUGUAGCUUCAUAUGCAUCGAUUUAGAGAUCUAGCUAUUUUCUAUAUAUUAUGCAUGUAAAAAAUAAUAUCGCAUUUCCACUAUUAUUCGAGCACCACAUCCUCCAAACGAUGCCGAUGCCGAUGCCGAUAUCGGCAUGGUCAGAACGGCUAUGCUCGCCGCCACUGCUAGGUCAACGUCGGGAUACACA